Solea senegalensis (Senegalese sole) is the source of this 2049-nucleotide messenger RNA. RefSeq names its product vascular endothelial growth factor Ab (gene vegfab). Gene Ontology annotation, cellular component: membrane. The record is from RefSeq and is a predicted model, not a curated record. The transcript has 7 exons. Gene Ontology annotation, molecular function: heparin binding; chemoattractant activity; vascular endothelial growth factor receptor 1 binding. NCBI's taxonomy places the organism in Eukaryota, Metazoa, Chordata, Actinopteri, Pleuronectiformes, Soleidae. Bases 687 to 1334 code for a protein of 215 amino acids. Gene Ontology annotation, biological process: vascular endothelial growth factor receptor signaling pathway; positive regulation of protein phosphorylation; positive regulation of endothelial cell proliferation.
AAACCAGAGAAUGAGAGCGGCGGCGCGCGCGAGAGCUGCAGCGCUGCGUUUUUAAUAGCUUACUGGUGAUGGUGUGGUCACAUGAGUCGUUUUGAUAGAUGAAACUUUGAAUAAAAAGAGAAAGGACACACCUACUCAGCCCUAAUGAUCCGCAGAGGCUUUGCGUGUAGUCGCUCCCACAGUAUGGAGAGACCGCGGUGAGUGUUCACUGAGCGAGCUGACCUGCAUGUAGUGCGCAGUGACGACGGAAUAAAACAGUCAGAGCAAGCGGGCAAAGUUUUUGCAGGACGCGGAAUUUCACUGUGCGGUUUUAUUUUUCACUUAACGUCCUCCUGGUCCGCGGGUUCGAAUUGCACACAUACAAGUUUCCAAUGGACAGAUACUUGGAGACGGCUGGCGCAACAAGCAUGGGAUUAUUUUUGUAAUGUGGAUCGCUACUCCCUUGCAAGAAAAUAAAGGUCUGCUGCGGAACAAUGUGAGACGUUGUGCGUCUUGGAUUUUCGUGUUUCUGGAUAUCUUGAAAAUCAUUGGAAACAGUUGAGAAAAGAGAGGCAGAGAAGAAGUUACGCGCAACUGUAAGGAUUGUACCCUUCAACCCCCGGGACCACCAUGGAUUACAACAACCCCUUCCCCCUGUGUAGAGAAGUUUGAGCCGGUUCACUUGUGUUGUACUUGUUGUAAACUUCAUGUUUGAGAACAAAUCGCCACAUUUGGCUGCUUGGAUUUUAAAACGUCGCCUGUCUUUGGAUUGGAUUUCCAACACCAUGAAUUUUAUUGACAGUUUGACACUAUUAUUUUUGACGCUGUCAGCUGUCAAGAGUGCCCACAUACCGAAGGCAGCAGAAAGAGGUCCACAUGAUGUGAUCCCUCUAAUAGAGGUGUACAACAAGAGUGUGUGCCAGCCGCGGGAGCUGCUGGUCGAAAUCCUGCAGGAGUAUCCGGAGGAGGUGGAGCACAUGUUCAUCCCGUCCUGCGUGGUGUUGACGCGCUGUGCCGGCUACUGCAACGACGAGAUGCUGCAGUGCAUGCCAGCGUCCAUCUAUAAUGUAACAAUGGAGAUAAAAAGAAUAAAAUCCCAGAGACAGCAAAAUGAUGUUUUCAUGAGUUUCUCAGAGCACAGCGCAUGUGAGUGUAGGUUAAAGAAAGAAGUGAAAGAACAGAAAGAAAAUGUUUGUGAGCCGUGUUGCGAUCACUGCUCAGAGAGGAGGAGGCGCUUGUUCGUGCAGGACCCCGUGACCUGUCGGUGCUCCUGCAAACACACAGACGCAUACUGCAAAGAACGCCAGCAAGAGCUCAACGAGAGGACCUGCAAAUGUGACAAGCCCAGAAGAUGAGAGAGGUGGGAUCACCAGAUGUACAAGAUGAAGGAAUAUUCUAGCGAUAUUUCACAGCACAGCACUUUGACCUUUUGAACCGUAAGCUCUUCUUUUCUGUGGAAAGCAUUCCCCUUGGACUGGCUGAGAGAGAACAAAAAAAAAAAAGAAAGACUGGACUGAAGUCUCCUCCCACUGUAUAUCUCUGUGUACAUAGACCACGACAAAAGAAAAAUAAGAGUACAGAAUUGUUAUGCUGCUACAGAAACGAAUAACUAAAAACCCGUCAUCUGACACGACGCAACUAUCCGCCACGUGGUUUUGCAUUUCUAACAGGCUUGCUGUGCAGGUGUAGUCUUCUUGUCGAUUCAUUGUAUGCAAUUGCUUCACUGGAUGUGAGUCUACUGUGGUUGUGUGUCGAUCAGAGUCGCGAAAAACCUCUCACCCUAAGAUGUAUUUACCCGCUCGGGCGGCGGGCGGGGCUGAAGAAGACACUGGCAGGCACGCUCUCUUUUUUUGGAAAUAGUGGACGGAUUUUCCGUGAGCGAAAAAAAAAGCGUCUACGUCUUGUGCUCGUAGGCGACAACAGGAGGACACUGGUACAGCUGAUGGAAAUCUUGAAUCGGCGUCCGUGCGAUAUCACUUCCUCUCCCACGCGGACGUUUGCAGGACUGACAUGAGACACAAAAAAAAAAAAAACACAAUAUUUUCACUAUUGUGCUCAGCCUGCGGCGAG